AUGCCGGGGAGCGCCAUCAGCGGAGGCGCGGCAAGGGCGGCCGCGGUCGCGUGGUGGCUGCAGCGCCACCAGCGACUGCCUCCGCCGGCGGACCUCCUGCCACGCAGCCUCCUUGACCGCGCGGUGGAGCUCGCCAGCAAGACCGCCGCCGCCGCCGCCCCGGAGCUGGACCCGGACCUGCCCUGCUCCCUCGGCUCGUCCUCCCUCCCUGACCUCUGCGACGACUUGGUGAUUGGUAAUUAG
Triticum turgidum subsp. durum (durum wheat) is the source of this 243-nucleotide messenger RNA. NCBI's taxonomy places the organism in Eukaryota, Viridiplantae, Streptophyta, Magnoliopsida, Poales, Poaceae. The record is from the annotation of a GenBank genome assembly.